Molecule: messenger RNA, 611 nt
Organism: Trichoderma atroviride IMI 206040
Lineage: Eukaryota; Fungi; Ascomycota; Sordariomycetes; Hypocreales; Hypocreaceae
Biological process (GO): translation
Cellular component (GO): mitochondrial large ribosomal subunit; ribosome
Molecular function (GO): structural constituent of ribosome
Source: RefSeq, a predicted model, not a curated record
GCGCGCAUUCUCAAUAACCACAGGGCUAUUGCGCUCUGCCCAGGCUGUCAAGCCGCUCAUGGCCAGCCCGGCUUCCACCUGGAUGGGAUGGCUGUCCAAGCCCGCAAUUGCAGGAUCCCUGCAGCAGACGAGGGGCAUGAAGGUUCACAGCUCGGUCAAGAAGAGGUGUGAGCACUGCAAGGUCGUUCGACGAAAGGCCGGAAAGCGACACAACGGAUACCUGUACAUCAUCUGCAAGGCGAACCCCCGACACAAGCAGCGACAGAGCUAAGCAAUUGCAAAAAUCUUUGUUCUUUUUUAUUUUGACGACGGCGACAUAUGGGCAUCCGGAACAGCUGGGAAACUUUGUACAAUAUUGGCGCAUAAACGGUGACGACGAAACGGGGCGAUGGGCAAGAAAACAAAAAGCAAGAAAGGGUCUAGCGAACUGCCGAUUGAUAGACGACGUUGCGGCGAUGGCUCCAGACAGAGACACACGAAUCUUUUGAGAUUUGAUGUUGGAAGAGGCCUUUAUAUACGUCCUUGAGCAAUGACGGUUGGGCUGCCGUCACAAAAUGUACAUUUUAUGUAGUGUUACAUACCCCCGAUAUACCUCUCCAUACUUUCCCAUU